Molecule: messenger RNA, 729 nt
Organism: Oppiella nova
Lineage: Eukaryota; Metazoa; Arthropoda; Arachnida; Sarcoptiformes; Oppiidae
Source: the annotation of a GenBank genome assembly
AUGGAUCGAUCACACAUAUCUAAGUUGGACAUUAGCUUGGACAAUAAGAAACAACACUAUCUGGCUGGCGAUAAAGUAUCUGGCUCAUUGGAAUUGACAAUACUUGGACCGGAAAGUACGCCCUACCCGCACAUAGGGCUAGUAUGUGUGGCCGAAUCCAAAUGGGUUGAGAGCGCCGGCACUUACUUCCACCGCGAGGGACAGGAGUACAAAGAUCAGCGCACUUACGUUGAUUUGGUCUACAAAAUGCCCGACCAAUAUUGUGACAAGUGCAUGGGCCCGGGUGAUCAUGUCAUACCAUUUGAGUUUACUUUGCCGGAUGAAGGUAUUCCCGCAUCAUUUGAAGGCCCAAACGGAUCGAUACACUAUUACAUAACUGCUAACAUUGACCAGGCGCAUAAGAUUUCAUAUAAAUUUACUGUGGACUCACCUAUGCAAACUAAUUUUAAAGUCUCAGUGGGUGGCACCGUUGAGAAGGUGUUUGACUUUCCCAGCAUUGGCGGUGGAAUUAUAAGACUCCAUGCUAGUUUGGUUAAAAAAGGAUUUGCUCCGGGUGACACUAUUGUGGUCCACUGUACGGUUGAGAAUCAUUCGACAGUAGAUGCGACCCCUCGGGUCACUCUAUACGAGACUCAGGUGUAUAUGUGUGGCGAACGGCAUAAGUCACUGCAGGCGGCCAUAACCGGACCGGAAUUGGGCCAUACAGUCGGCCAACAAACCUGUGACACG